AUGGCCUAUAGCAUUUCAAAAGAUGCACAAUAACUAUUAUGUGAGAUCAUUAAUCAAAUAAGCCUAACUGAGAGGAGAGCAGAACAAAUAAGAAUAUAAUUAUGCAGAAAAACUAGUUUUAAUCCAUACGCUUGUUUCAAAAGAUUAGAUUCAAUGAAUACAAAUUAGAUUAAGCCUGAAUAAGUAGUACAACUUUUGAAAGAAAAUGAUUUUUUCGUAUAGGAGCUCAAUACAUUGUUUAAUAAAACAUUUUUGAAGGAGUUUCUUAAUUAUCAAGGCUUUCUAAACAUAAUAUUACCAAAAACUGAUGGCGAAUUGAGAGAGAUCACAGCUAUGAAACAGCCAACAAAAGCAGUAUUAGAAAAAUCGAUCGAUUACACAUUAGCUUAAUUAUUCAAUUUAGAAUAUAAUGAAGCAAUAAACCUAGAGAGAUUGAAAACCAGACUUGGUAAUUACUACAAUCCAGAUUAAAUGUUUUAGAGUAUGGAUUCACUAAAUAACAAUAUCCUUAAUUUUAAGGAUUUUGAUCGAUUUUUUAGAAGAAAUGGAUUAUUGUUAUACGAAGAAGAAUUAAUAGCAUUUUUUUAUCGAGUAGAUAAAUAAAGAACAGGAUAGAUUACUUUGAAUGACUUCCGUCGAAUGUUAGAACCUCUACAAAAAGCAGAAUAGCAGCCUAAUUCCAAUAAUGCUCUAUAAACUCCUAAAUAGACCGUUAUCUCCUAACCUAAGAGUUCGAACAUCUUUAUUGAUGAAUUAGGUAGUAGCAAUAAAGCUGGUCAAAUUGUUUAAUCCAGAAACCUUUCAGCUAGCAACAAAAAGAAAUUUUAGUCUAAUAGAAGAGCCUCGUCCAUUACAGAGAGUCUAUAAACAACAAAAUUAACGGAGAAUUUCUUAAAUGAUGAAUAAAGAUUUAUUGAUUUAGGGUUGGAAGUCUUGAAAUUGGAAAUGUAUUUAGAAGAAAUAAAGUUGAAGUUAUAGUAAUAAAAAGACUUCAAUUCUAUGGAUUUCUUUCAUUUUAUGGAUUUGAAAAACAAAGGCAAAGUAAAUCAACAUGAAUUUGCUUAUUUUUUGGAAUUAUUAUAACUCUAAAACUUAGACGUGAUUGAGUUAUUUAAUUUCUUAGAUAAAGAUUAAGAUGGAUUUAUUAGAUAUUCAGAUGUCUCUGAAUUUAUCUCUCCUUCAAAUAUGAGCUCAACCUACAUUUGUAAGAAACCAGCUAAAAACAGUCUUCUCUCUUAUUCACUCUCAUAAUUAUUCUCUAAAACAACGAUUGGAUUCAUUCAGUUGUUGUUUAAUUAAUGGAAUGAAAAUGAAAUAGUAAUUAGGCUAAAAAAAAAAUAAUUCUUGAAUGAGUAAAAUCUUUUUUAAAUAUUUAACAAACUUGAUCCUUUCAAAAAGGGCACCUUCAAUCGAUAAGAUCUUCAACGUUUUUUUGAACUUUAUAAUGUUAAAGACGAUAUUAAAUUGUUGUAUAAACGAUUGGGAAAACUUAAUAAGGAGAUUAAUUAUAAGGAAUUUGAAUUAUUUUUUAUUAACUGA
Paramecium tetraurelia is the source of this 1539-nucleotide messenger RNA. RefSeq lists its product as uncharacterized. The transcript is spliced from 6 exons. Gene Ontology annotation, molecular function: calcium ion binding. The record is from RefSeq and is a predicted model, not a curated record. NCBI's taxonomy places the organism in Eukaryota, Ciliophora, Oligohymenophorea, Peniculida, Parameciidae.